Harmonia axyridis is the source of this 997-nucleotide messenger RNA. Its product is annotated as zinc finger protein 271-like. The transcript has 2 exons. Gene Ontology annotation, cellular component: nucleus. Gene Ontology annotation, molecular function: RNA polymerase II transcription regulatory region sequence-specific DNA binding; DNA-binding transcription factor activity, RNA polymerase II-specific. The record is from RefSeq and is a predicted model, not a curated record. NCBI's taxonomy places the organism in Eukaryota, Metazoa, Arthropoda, Insecta, Coleoptera, Coccinellidae. Gene Ontology annotation, biological process: regulation of transcription by RNA polymerase II. The coding region runs from base 232 to 882 and encodes 216 amino acids.
UUCUGGGGUUAUGUUGAAUGUCAUAAUCAUAUCACAAUAUUAUUUGUUGAUCAUACUAUCUUAUUAGAAUUUUACUGCAAAAUUGUUACUUUUUAGUUCACUUCAUUGUAAAUUUGUCUUUCUAAAGAUUCUUUGCAGAGGCAAUUCUUCUAUUUUCACUUGUAAUUCUUCUAGAAGCUCUAAAUUGGAGUAUUUCCUUUCAGAAGAUUGUGUUAGCUAGCUAAUAACUAUAUGGAGAGUCAAGAGAAAAUUGAGAAUACCGAAAACGUACAAUAUGCUAAAAUAGAACUACCACAAUGUGAAGUAGUAAUUGACGAAGCCGAAAGUUCAUUUGCAAAUGACUCUCAAAUAAAUGGUGAAAAUAUGAUAACUUAUGUAGUUAUCCCUUCAGAUAUUGAUACUGAUCGAAUAAUAAUUAAUUAUUGUGAAUCUACAGAAGAUAAUGAUUUACUACUACCUGAUAAUAGUAAAACAGAAAACCAAUGUGUUUUAUGUGGAGAAACAUUCAAGAAUUGUUUUCUGUUACAAGAACAUUUCAGUACUGUUCAUGUAGGAAGUGAUCUUACCUGCCAAAUAUGUAAAUUACAGUGUGCCACAGAUCUCCAAUUGAUGAGACAUUAUAACAAACACAAGUAUUCCUGUAACCUUUGUGAGGCUAGUUUCGCAAAAUAUGAAGACUUAUUCAAUCAUAACAAAACACAUUCUCAAACACUUCCUUAUGCUUGUAAUAUAUGUGAUGAAGCAUACUCAUCAACAAGAGAAAUCAGCCUGCAUAUAAGGGAAAAACAUAACAAUAAACGAACACUCAGUAGUGAAGAAGGCAAUAAAAAUAAAAAAUUCGCAAAUGAAAGUUUAGUACAAAUCAAAGAGGAACAAAGCUAAGAAACAUAGGACGAAAGUAAUAUAUAUUUGUUAAAAUAUUAGUAUUUUUACUUGAACUGAUUGUAUGUUAACUGUACUUUUAUUUAAUCUAAUUAAAAUGUAACCGUUUUAGAAA